Messenger RNA from Ixodes scapularis (black-legged tick), 1863 nucleotides. RefSeq lists its product as uncharacterized. The transcript is spliced from 17 exons. Gene Ontology annotation, biological process: sodium ion transmembrane transport. The record is from RefSeq and is a predicted model, not a curated record. The coding region runs from base 115 to 1863 and encodes 582 amino acids. Gene Ontology annotation, cellular component: membrane. Gene Ontology annotation, molecular function: ligand-gated sodium channel activity. NCBI's taxonomy places the organism in Eukaryota, Metazoa, Arthropoda, Arachnida, Ixodida, Ixodidae.
CGUGAGAGGUUUUGCGAGAAGUACCGGGACCUGUGCAACAACACAAACGAAGACGAGCUCCGCGGACGAGUGGAGGCCAUUCUCGAAAAGGGCGACAAGGUCGGGGAGCUGGCCAUGAGCUCUUCGGACAUACUGCAGGUCGUCAUGGACAACCCCGGCAUGUCCAUCUUCCCCAGCGGCUUCCCGGAAGAAAACAUAACCCAGUCUUUCUCGAGGCUGCCGCACUACAUGUGCUACACCUUUAACUGGAAGGGAAGCUCCAGCCUGGACGGAUUCAGCAAGGACCCGAUGCUGUACGAAUUCAACGUGAUCGUCCUCUGGUAUCCGGACCGCUCGCCAAGGCUAUCUGAGUACGCGUUAGACAUGGCAUUCCACCACAUCGACAGCUUGAGCGCAGCCACGAAGCACACCCUACUCCUGAAGCAUUCGGGAAGCUUCGAGUACAUUCUGCAACAGAAAAUGCUCCAGAGACUCGAGUUCCCGUUCGACACGAACUGCGUCGAUUACAGGAGAAUGGAGACGAUGACGCACUAUCCCUCCUUCUACACGCAGGAGAUCUGCUUCUCGGAGUGCGCACGCAACCUGACGAAGAAGCAUUGCGGCUGCACCCUGCGCGAUUACCCGUUCCGAAACUUCCUGAGCGAGCCAUGGUGCGACCGAGAAAAACUCGAGUGCGCGUCCAGACUUCUUCAGUCGUACGAGAAAGUCUGCUCCUCGCGGUGCAGAGUGCCUUGCAGUGAGACCACUUACGACGCAAGGCCGGUGAAGAGCGAAGUGACAGUGCCCGUCCUGGAGAACGGGGGAUAUUAUUCAACCUCCAUCAAGUUCAGCAUGUCUUCCAGGACAGUGGACGUGCUCUUGUAUAUCGAAAAACUCCAGAUAACGCAAAUCUUGGCGCUCCUGGGAGGCUACCUUGGCGUCUGGCUCGGCCUAUCCCUGCAGAGCCUGGCAUUCACCGUCAUCUCGACACUCCUGAGGAGGCUCCAGCGUCGGCAACGUUCCAAAUACCGGGCUGCAGAGGUGUCCACCCUGAUGCGCUGCCUGGGCCUCGUGGCCACCCUCAUCUGCCUUUCAUUCUGCGUGAUGAACUCGCUGGAGGACGUGAACCGCUACUGGAGCUUCCCCGCCGCAGUCGUCUACAGCGAGGACAGACGAGUGGAGUUUCCGGGCGUCACCAUCUGCAUCCCUCAGGGGUACAACCGGACCAAGCUGCUGACGGAGAAUGACCUCGACCCCAACGGGAUCGACGGGGAAAUCGGGAGUAAAGAGGAACUGCUGAAGCACCUGAUCAACUACUCCUUUUCCCCGGACAGCAUGAUCAUUGACUGCCAGAUGAGCACCACGUCCGAUGUCUGCCGAAGUUUCCCCUGCAGGAAGCUCUGGAGAGUGGGCUACACGUACGUGCUGCACACCAUCUGCUACGUCAUGGACCUACAGUCUCCUCUGCUUCGUGAAGGAAACCCCUACGGGAGCUGCGAAGAGUCCUGGAAGUACAAGCUGGAACUGCGGGGGCGGGUGGGGUUGGAGCCGCGACCCGACGCGACUGUGAUGGCCCUGAUCCAUGCGCCGGGCACCUUCUCGGGCGGGCUGACCAGGACGCUCAUGAUGGCGGGCCGCCACAGCUAUGUCCUCUACGCCUACCAGACGGACGUGUUUACGCUGCCACUGCCGUACGAAACAGCGUGUACGGACUACCAGGUGCACCGUAACCCGUGGGUGCAGGCACCCAGGACGCAGGAAGAGGUCAGAGCGAGAACCACAUCCUUGUUUUUGGAGGUCGUCGUUGUCCUGCUGGCCUUAGUUGCAAGUGUAUCCUCUCAGACUCGGGUACUCGUGGUGUCCACACUUGUACUGCCCACUUAA